Drosophila eugracilis is the source of this 2101-nucleotide messenger RNA. Its product is annotated as probable fumarate hydratase, mitochondrial. Gene Ontology annotation, molecular function: fumarate hydratase activity. Gene Ontology annotation, biological process: fumarate metabolic process; tricarboxylic acid cycle; malate metabolic process. Gene Ontology annotation, cellular component: mitochondrion; tricarboxylic acid cycle heteromeric enzyme complex. The transcript is spliced from 5 exons. Bases 571 to 1983 code for a protein of 470 amino acids. NCBI's taxonomy places the organism in Eukaryota, Metazoa, Arthropoda, Insecta, Diptera, Drosophilidae. The record is from RefSeq and is a predicted model, not a curated record.
UGCUUAAAAGUGUUGAUUCGAGAAAAGCGACGUUGCUGCGAAUUGACGAGCGGCAACCAAAACUCUGUGUUUGUGCUUAAGCUGAGAGCUUUAAGUAAGUGGAAACACUCUGAGAGUCAAGAGUCACACCCCGUCUUAAGAAAUGAGCAGCACUAAAUAGCCAAGAAAUCAUUUCAAGAAGAACCUUCACCAUCCAAAUUCACGAUGAUGUGCAUGAUUUAGAGGCUCUGGGCCAGACAAUACUUUUGACCUUACGAGCCGGCGAGUUAAUAGCACUCUCAAAUUAUAUCAACUUGUAUGACGGACAGGAAAAAUGAGAAUCAGGCUGAGAGAUAAUUAAAAUGAACGAAAUUAAUUUGUUCCACUUCAGCCACCCGCCUAACAAUGAUAAGACGUUUCCAACUUCUUACCAGGUCUGGAGAGAAUGUCUAAGCUAUGGCCCAAGCCCAUAUGUCUUUGUUUUUUUUUUUUGCCUUGCUUGUUGUUUUCUGUCAGAUUUUAGUUUUUCCCGCUAGCUAGCAGUGUAUAUUUUCUGUUCUGCCUGGCAAAUCGACAUUUGACUGCACCAUCAUGAGCUCCAGCAAGAAAGUAGAGAAACGGCAGGAGAAUGACACCCUGGGACCCAUGGAGGUGCCUAUGGAUCGCUUUUACGGAGCACAGACGAUGCGCUGCCUGGUCAACUUUCAGAUUGGUGGAGAGGAGGAGCGUAUGCCACGCCAGAUAAUCCAGGCUAUGGGCAUACUGAAAAAGGCGGCGGCUGAAAGCAAUCAAGAGUUUGGACUGGAUCCCAAGCUGAGCACGGCAAUCUCGAAUGCUGCCGAUGAUGUGAUAUCCGGGAAGCUAUACGACGAAGGACACUUCCCGCUGCCCAUUUGGCAGACGGGUUCCGGUACGCAGAGCAAUAUGAACACAAACGAGGUAAUAGGCAAUCGAGCCAUUGAAAUUUUGGGCGGAGUUAUCGGUUCCAAAAAUCCGAUCCAUCCCAACGAUCAUGUUAACAUGUCACAGAGCUCCAACGAUACCUUUCCCUCGGCCAUUCACAUUGCGGUGGCCACCGCCUUGACAAAGGAUCUACGGCCGGCGGUCACUGCCUUGCGUGACUCACUGCAAGCCAAGUCAUCGGAGUGGAAGGAUAUCAUCAAGAUCGGACGCACCCAUACCCAGGAUGCAGUUCCUAUUACCUUGGGCCAGGAGUUCAGCGGCUAUGUCCAGCAGUUGACCAACGGUCUGUCGAGGAUUGAUGCUGUACUGCCGCGGGUCUAUCAACUAGCUCUGGGCGGUACUGCCGUGGGAACUGGGCUAAAUACACGCCGUGGAUUCGCCGAAAAGUGCGUCAAGCGAAUCGCCCAGCUCAGCGGUUUGCCCUUCGUGGUUGCACCAAACUUUUUCGAGGCCCUGGCCAGUCGGGAUGCCAUGGUCGAGGUGCACGGAGCUCUUAAUGUUUUGGCUGUCAGCCUGAUGAAGAUCACAAAUGAUAUACGGUUUCUGGGUUCUGGACCACGUUGUGGACUGGGGGAACUAAUGCUGCCGGAGAACGAGCCGGGCAGCUCCAUUAUGCCCGGUAAGGUAAAUCCCACGCAAUGUGAGGCCAUGACCAUGAUAUGCGCCCAGGUUAUGGGCAACCAAGUGGCCGUCUCCGUUGGCGGUGCCAAUGGACAUUUUGAGCUGAAUGUCUUUAAGCCACUGAUAGCCUCCAAUGUGCUGCGCUCUAUCAAGUUGCUCAGCGAUGGAUGCACUAGUUUUAACUGCAAUUGCGUUAAGGGCAUCAAGGCCAACAAGGAGAAACUGGCCCAGAUCGUGCACGAUUCACUAAUGCUGGUAACCGCCCUCAAUCCCCACAUUGGCUAUGAUAAGUCAGCUCUGAUCGCCAAGACGGCGCACAAAAAUGGAACCACUCUCAAGGAGGAGGCCAUAAAAGCUGGCAUCUCCGAAAAGGACUUCAACGAUUGGGUGCGUCCCGAGAAGAUGCUGGGUCCUUCCUAGGUUGCCUGCCCAUCGGUUCCUGUUUUAAAUUGUUUUACCAUUGCCAUAUAGUGCUUAAAUUCGAUGUUACUAAAUUUGAUUGUUCCAAAUAUAAUCGGAUCUAAGGUGCCCCCUUUAA